AUGGUUUCAAAUACGAAAAAAGAAAAAAGUUCAAAACAAUACAAACAUCGUAGUGAUCAUGAUCGUGUUGAAAAAAUUCGAGAACGUGAACGUCGUUCACCAUCUAAUGAUGAUAAAUCUCGAUCACCAACACCAACAAAAUCAAAUACAAACGAUCCAUCAAAUGGUACACGUGAAGGCACUGAACGUACAUCAUUGUCAAUCGACGAAACAAAUAAGUUACGUAUUUCAAUUGGUCUUAAACCAUUAAUAAUUGAUGAUCAUACAACCACAGAUUCAGAUACGACAAAAAAAGGUUUAAAUAGUGAUGAAAAUUUUGUUCAUCGACCAGCAAUAAACUUAACAGAAAAAAAACGAACAGAACAAGUUACAGAAAAACUUAGUGUACAUAGAGAAAAACGCAAGUUACAAGAAAAAUUUCUUUCAACACCAAUUAUAGCAUCUGAACCAGUUGAAUCAGCCACAUCAUGGGUUGAAAAAAUGCGUCAGAUGGGAGAAGAAAAACGUAAAGCAGCUGAACGUGCUAAAUUACUGGAACAAAUGGAUGAAGAAUUUGGUGUUAGUAACGUAAUACAUGAAGAAUCGGAGAAACAAAAACAAAAGAGAUAUACAUCAAAAAAUUUGUCUGGUCUUCGUGUUGAACAUUCAAUUGAAGAAUUUAAAGAAGGACAACAAGUUAUUUUAACAUUAAAAGAUAAAAAAAUUAUAAAUGAUAAAAAAGACGAUGAAGAUGAUGAUAAUGAUAAUGAUGAAGAUGUUUUAAUUAAUGUUAAUAUUGCUGAUAAUGAAACAGCAAAAGAACGUGCUGAAUUAGCAAAAAAGAAAACACCUGGUUAUCGAGCAUACAAUGAGGAUGAAACAGUAGAUCAAUUUGGAAUGCUCAAUCCAAAUAAAUUACUUGAACAAUAUGAUGACAAAAAGAAAUCAUCUUUUCGACUUGAAUCCGAUGGUGCUUAUGAUAUGUCUGAUGAAAAGGUCAUGGAUGCAAUGAAACAAGAAAUUCGAGCACGAAUGCAAAGUUUAGCAGUACCAACACCAAAAGUAGCUAGUGAAUUUUAUACAGCUGCUGAACUGGAACAAUUCAAAAAACCAAAAAAGGUAACUAAGAAUAAACUUCGAUCACGGAAAAUGCUAAAGGCUGACGACCUACUAGCAAUGGAUAGUAGUGAACCACGAGAAUCAUCAUCAACAACAACAUCGGUAUCUUUACGUCCGGCUGAAACACGUCGACCCACUGCUAUCGUAUCGACAUCAAAAGAGCGUCCGGCUACUAUUUCUCUUGAUAAAGUCAAACGAAAAAUUAUAACAACAACUGCAACAGAAGAUGAGGAUAUGGUGGGUCCUGAUAAUGAUCUUUCCAAUUUUGCUGUUGAAGAUGAUGCAUACGAUGAACUUCAAACUGUCAUUAAUAAAACAAUGAAGCUCAAAACAAAGAAAGACAGUAUUUCAGCUGAAAAGGCGUUAAGCGAAUUAAUCGAAGAACGUGAUCGUAAAUUAAAAGUUGAAAUUAAAUCUGAACCUAUGGAAGUUGGUAUCAUUGUUCCGCCAAGUACUAUUCCUCCUGACGAUAAGAGUCUUGUACUUGAUACAAUGUCUGAAUUUUGUCGUAAUGUUGGUGAAAAUACGAUUGAUACACCAUCAGCUGUACCAAAAUUACGAACAUCAGCAAAAAUAAAACGUGCUAAUGUUCAAGCAAGUAAAAAAUCAUCAUCAAAAACAAAUGUAGCAUUAGAUCCUGAUGAUGAAUUAUUACAACAUGCACUUGAAAAUGAAGAUCUUGAUGAUGAUGUUAUGGAUGAUACACCAGCUGAAGAUGUUAAUACAAAACCCUUUCGUCUUGAAGAAUCAAUUUUACCUGAUGAACCAACACUUGAUCGUGGUCUUGGUAGUGCACUUCGACUUGCUUUGCAAAAAGGAUACAUUGAACAAGAAAAAACUCGUCAAAAUGCUCGUUUUGUUAGUGAUAUUUCAGCUAAACAUUAUACAAUUGAAGAGAAAAAUUCUUAUGAAAUUGACGAUAAACAUGCUCGACGAGAUCGUUAUACAUCUGGACCAUUAACUGAUUUCAAAGAAAAAGAACAUUAUCGUCCUGAUGUUAAACUUGAAUAUGUUGAUGAAGGUGGUCGACGUAUAAAUGAAAAAGAAGCAUUUCGUUUACUUUCACAUCGUUUCCAUGGUAAAGGUAGUGGUAAAAAGAAGACUGAAAAACGAGCUAAAAAAUUAAUCGAAGAAGAGAUGAUGAAAAAAAUGUCAAGUGUUGAUACUCCAUUACAAACAUGUAAUUUAUUAAAACAAAAACAAAUUCAAUUACAACAACCAUAUAUCGUUUUAAGUACUAAUCGAUCUAAAGAUUCUCAACUUCCACCUGGAAAUGUUAUGAGCCAGUCUAUUAUUGUGCCUCCUGUUCAUGAUACGUCACCGCCACCAUUUGACGAUGAUGUGGAUGAAAAUGAUCUGAUUCCAACUAUACAAAAUGAUGGAUUCUUAUCAUCGGCUUCUUCCGAUGUAUUGAAUAAUAGUAAUGAUGAUUGGAAAUCAAUAGAUAAUAAUAAUGAUACUGAAAUCGCUCAAAUUCAAGAUGAUAAAUCAAUAGUUAAUGAUGAAAAUAUUUUACCGAAUAAUCAUAUAAUAAAUGAUGAAAAUAUUUUACCGAAUAAUCAUAUAAUAAAUGAAGAAAAUAUUUUACCGAAUAAUAAUAUAAUAAAUGAAGAAAAUUUACAAGAAGAAAAAACCAAUGAUGUUUGGACUUUUCCUGAAACAACAUCAACCAACAUUGAAGAAAAUACUGAAAAUGGUUGGGCUGAUUUUGAAUCCAAUACAGUGCCAGUCUUUGAAUCACCAAUACCAUCAACCACUGAUGAACCAACCACUAAAGAAACAGCAGAAGAAGAUGAUGAUUUCGGUGAAUUUAGUGAAGUACAAGUUGCUCCAAAACCUCAAGCAUCCACUGUAUCAACUAAUAUUUUAAGUACUGAACAAAUUGAAUCUUUAAUCUCGGUAUGUUUUCCUGUAGAAUCUUUAACAUCAUCGACAAAUGAUGAUUCUUUAAUAUCUACUGACUUACCUUCUUUUACUACUUAUAAAAACCCAACAAAACAAAUAUUAUGUCUUGAAUCUAGUCUAUCUUUAUGGGAUACUUUAUCAAAUAUAUCAAAUGAUCCAAUAGGAAUUAAAUUUCAAUGGCGUAAAUCUAAUACAGAACGUAUAUUUCAUCAAGCAUUAGGAGUUAAUGAACGUUUUCGUACAAAAAGUGUUCCAUUAACACCAGAAGUUUUACAACCAGAAAAACUCAAACAAAAUACUUCAACAAAUAACGAAUCAGAACACAUUGAUAAUGAAAAUAAAUUAUCAACUGAAACUAUUCGUCCACAUUUUGAUUGGAAACAAAGUGGCUUAGAAAAUCCACUUACAGAAAAAAAAAUCGAUUAUCCAUAUAUAUUAGAUAAUGAUAGUCCAUGUAAUUCGUCGAAUAUCAAUAAAGAUGAGGAUAAUGUUUUCGACGCAAAUAAAACACUUGAUCUGGAUUUUUAUGUUCCAACAACAAAAUCUUUCAAUGAAGACGAACAAACAACAACUCCAUCAUCUACUCAAGGAACUGAUAGUCCUAUUAUUCAACGGCAACAACAAAAACAACAAUCAAAUUCAAUACCAAUUAAAACAAUGGAUCUAUUUCCUGGCUCAACAACAAUAUUAAAUGAUGAUGCUAAACGUAUAAUUGAUAGUUUACCUAAUUUAAAUUUUAUGAGUGCCAAAGCACUGAUGUUUCCAAUACGAUUUAAUGCAAAUAAUAAUGAUGAAUCAACAACAUUGUACUAA
Messenger RNA from Rotaria sp. Silwood1, 3816 nucleotides. NCBI's taxonomy places the organism in Eukaryota, Metazoa, Rotifera, Eurotatoria, Philodinida, Philodinidae. The record is from the annotation of a GenBank genome assembly.